CAAAAUACUCCUUCUAUUAAAGGCAGAUUGGUUACUACAAACAAGAAGCUGGAGCAUAGAAGCAGCUGUCUGGUUAUAAGGUUGGCUAGGAUACUUUUUGUCUUUUGAAAGAAAUCGUUUCAAAUUAAAAGUUUUCUCAUUGUAGUGCUUGGAACAAUGGAAGAAGGAAUUGUAAGGCACUGGACUGCUACGCCUGUUCGCUACCAGCACAAGUUGGCGGGACGGGAUGUUACAGAAUGCAAACUGGAUCACUUGUUAUUUGCCUUACCAGGCCCAGCGAGAAGAACUGGGAGAGAGAAUAAACUCUCGGUCAAAGAACAAACAAAACCAAUGGAAGCCAAGGAAGCUGCAAAGUCAUUUCAAAUCAUGUUGGAUGUCGUGCAAUUUCGUCCAGAAGAUAUCAUGAUCCAAGUGUUUGAAGGAUGGCUUAUUAUCAGGGCCCAGCAUGGGCGAAGAAUGGAUGAACACGGCUUUAUUUCUCGAAGUUUUACAAGGCAGUUUAAUCUACCAGACGGUGUGCAGACCAAAGAUCUUUCUGCAAUGUUAUGUCACGAUGGCAUUUUGGUUGUGGAGACAAAACCUUAGCUUCUGAAGAAUUAUAAUGUUGUAGAAGCUGUUCAUGUUCAAUUAUUUUACAUGGAUAACAAAAAUUAAAAAGCUUAGUAAUUAUACUACUGUAACAGCCAGAAAUUGCGAUGUUAUGUAACCGUAUUUAGAAGAGGGAGUCUCGCACAGAUUAAAUACAGUGAAAAUAGUAGACUUAAUUUAUCCACUUAAUUGUCAUGUCAUGGUUACAAUUUCAUAAACUCUAAUCCAAGGAAUGAAUCUCUGGAGUAUAUCUCAAGUUUUCUUUGUGAUAGCGGUGCUGGAAACAUUUUUUACAUAUUUACAUUGAUGGACUGUGUGUGAUUUCAAUUAAUCAUUAUUGUUUUUACUGAAUAUAUAAAAUUGCAGAAAAUGUAGGAGAGAUAUAUUUUGCUUUAGCAACACCCUGCAAUGUCACAACUAUUUUAUGAAUAACAUGAAAAUAUAAAUGAGUGUCAAGUUAAUGCAGAAUCUAAUACAUAAGUGUUGCUGAAAUAUUAA
Messenger RNA from Amblyraja radiata (thorny skate), 1086 nucleotides. It is a transcript of the gene hspb3, whose product is annotated as heat shock protein, alpha-crystallin-related, b3. The transcript has a single exon. Gene Ontology annotation, cellular component: cytoplasm; nuclear speck. The coding region runs from base 157 to 585 and encodes 142 amino acids. NCBI's taxonomy places the organism in Eukaryota, Metazoa, Chordata, Chondrichthyes, Rajiformes, Rajidae. The record is from RefSeq and is a predicted model, not a curated record.